AUGCCCUCUUCAAACACGUUGUCAGACCGCCUCAGACCUAGCUCGUCCUCAAGCCUUGAGGACACCACUGUCACCCCCUGCUUAGAUACGUUUACAGACUCCAAAGACGGCCCUAUCAAUCCCUCAGAUGCGCCUCCGGGUUCGAACGGUGACACUAGUGUUCCAGCAACCUUCAAAGACCAAACCAGACCGGUGACCGCAGUCGCCUGCUCACCCGGGGGGAUCCUUACUGCUUCAGCACACAACGAUGGAGAAAUCAGAAUAUGGGAUUCGAAGGCCGGAUUGCAAGUUGGACAGUCUUUAGACGGGGGUGUGAGCAGCGCAUUUGCAUUCUCCCCUGACGGUACUUGCCUCGCCAUUGGACCGUUUCAAUUUGACACAAACAUUCGCAUUUACCUUCAUGUUUGGGACCUUACAACGCAGAAGUGUGUCUUAGGCCCUCUCAAUCUGGGAAGGAACAUGAAUAGUUACUUUACCUCAGUCCAAUACUCCAUGGAUGGGGAAAUCAUCGCCACUACAUCGGCAGAUCGGCAGCUUCGGUUAUGGGACGCGACAUCGGGAGAGGUCAUCAGCAAUAUGGAACAUCCAGCUAUUGUCAAACGCGUAGCCUUCUCUCCCUGCGGAAACCAGGUAGCAAGUGCUUUCACCGAUAAUGUUGUACGGGUCUGGGCCGUGGCCACGCAGGAACUCACCCUUCCCCCUCUCGCUAGGCACCAUUCGGAAGUAGGUAUGGUUGCCUAUUCGCCGGAUGGACGUCUGCUGGCGAGUGGUAGCGCGGAUUGGACUGUUCGUUUGUGGAACGCUGGAACUGGAGAACCAUUCAAAGAGCCUUUGAGAGGACACCGGCUACCUAUCACGGACCUCGUGUUUACUUCAGAAGGACAGGUAGUACUCAUCAGUGCGUCGCGGGGCAAGAGUAUACGCGCUUGGGACCUCAAGACAGUUGCCUGCUUAAUGUAUACCUCUAGGAUGGUCACAUCGUUGGCGUGGUUUCCUGAUGGAUCCCAAUUUGCAAGCGCUGGUGGUGAUCCUACUAUCAAAAUCUGGGAUGGAAAAACGGGAGAGGAAUCAAACCAUCCCUUUCUUUAUCACAGCGGGGACAUCACCUCCGUCGACAUAUCUGCUGGCGGCUCGAUGCUGGCUAGCAGUUCUAGUGAUGGAGAAAUCAGUGUGUUCGAUACCCACACCAAGGACCUUGCUUGGAGUCUCACCAAAGAACACACAGGACGUCCCGUAGUCAUCAAGUUCACGCCUGACGGUUCCCAGAUUGUCACUGCUGGUCGCGAUCGAACCGUACGAGUGUGGGAUUCACAGGCAGGUCGCCUGCUCAGCGUCAUUGACGGACACAGCAGCAAUAUCCACGCUCUCAGCAUCUCAGCCACUGGUACUCAUCUAGCGACCGGCUUAGUAGAUGGUACAGUAUGCAUCUGGGAUCUCAUAACAAGGACUCUCAUAGCGGGGCCAUACAAGCACAACGACCACGUUCAGACAGUAUGCUGGGCGCCCAACGGGGAAUACAUACUCAGUGGUCAUCACAGCGGAAAUGCCAGGGUUUCGAGCGUCUUGACCGGAAAUCAAGUGCUCACAGUUCACGAGCACGUAGUGACUGUGGCGUCCUUCUCGCCGGAUGGAUCACGGGUUUUUGGUGGUACGGUUAACGGGUUUAUAAGAGUUUGGGAGACAGCAAGCGGUAAACUACUCUUGGGAAAAGUACGUCUACCAUCGAAGUCAGUUCUGUCACCAUAA
Messenger RNA from Coniophora puteana RWD-64-598 SS2, 1746 nucleotides. RefSeq names its product WD40 repeat-like protein. Gene Ontology annotation, molecular function: protein binding. The transcript has 3 exons. The coding region runs from base 1 to 1746 and encodes 581 amino acids. The record is from RefSeq and is a predicted model, not a curated record. NCBI's taxonomy places the organism in Eukaryota, Fungi, Basidiomycota, Agaricomycetes, Boletales, Coniophoraceae.